AGUUAUUCAUACUAUUUAGAGUAACCAUCGGUGCAUGAAAGCUUAACAUUAAACUGUUUAAAGUGUACUAUAUAGAAUGAAGGACAGACGGUGUCGAAUUGUGCUAUUUUAAUAAUGGGAAAUAAUGAUCAAACUUCCUAGUUCCAUAAAACUGGAUUUUCGGGGAAAAGAUGAUACUGUACCUACCGAUAAUCAGCAUCUUUUGCCUUAUACCGGGCACUGGUGCUUUGUCUGACACAGACGUUGGUGUGGUAGCUGCAGGCGUCAUUUCCGGUUUGAUACUCAUUGUACUUGUCGUUGGAGUUCCUGUUAUAAUAUUUUAUUUACGAAAAAAGAGGAAGAAGGCAGAACCAAAAGGACGUCCACCAAAGGAACAUUUCGCCAAUGGACAUGCACCGAAACCAGCUGCUAAUGGCUAUCCAAAACCUAACCCAUAUAUGCCUCCCCCACAACCACGUCCACAACAUAGACAUGGACCAAGGCAUCCACAUGCAACUGAUUUAGGUUCACACAGAGGUGUUCCGAUAGUACAUAUCACACCACAUGGUUCACAUGCUGGGACACCGCACGGAUCACAUAGGGGACCACCACAUGGGUCAGUAAGGGGACAAAUGAGAGGAGGAUCUGCACGAAUUGUAUUUACACGUGGUGGUGGUCGUCGUCCCCCAAUGAUGUUCCCGAUGGGAUCUGUAGGCCCAAGAGGUCCAUAUCCAUAUCCAAUGGGACCUAGAGGAAGAGGUGCUCCUCCUCCAGGAUAUCCUGGACCAUAUGGUUAUCCUGAUCCAAUGAUGCACCCGUACUUCUUCCCGCCUCAAUUCACAGUGUACGUGGAUGAAUCGGACGACGAUGAGUCGGAUGAGGACAGGAGAUCAAACAGAUCAACAGUGAGGGAGCGGAAAAUGAGGUACCACCGUUCGUUUCUGCCUGAUAGACAAUCAAACAUAGUCAUCAAAGAAAUAGACAGUGACGAGGAAAAGAAAAUACAAGAAGAAGAGAACAGAAAGAAAAGAGGCAAACGACGAUCUAAAUCAAGAAGCCGAUCAAGAUCCCCCGAACAACCAAAGCGAAGACACAAAUCUCGGUCAAAAUCUCCCGCUCGUAGACGGUCUAGAACUCCUUCACCUGAACGAUAUAGAACAUCUGAUCACCAAGAUUUAUAUACAGAAGUAUCGAAAUCAAGUUAUCGGAGGAAUUCUUCAGCAAGUGGAGGCGAUACAGCAGCUAAAAUCGAUGAAAUGUUUUCUUUUUCAUCCGACGCAAGUGCAAAACCCGGAGACGUUAUAUUACUACCUCCCGGGAAACAUAUUGAUAUGUCUCCGAGAAGGCGCGAAUCAUCUCCCAUAUGGCGAGAACCAAGUCCACCACCAAGGAGAGACCCAAGUCCGACAAGAAGACGAGAUCCAAGUCCGCCAUCUAGACGAGAUCCAAGUCCGCCUCCAAGGCGAGAACAAACACCACCAUUACGUCGAGAUUCGACGCCCCCAAGACCAGAACGAAAGCCUAUAAGUUCUAUUCCAUCUGAGUAUGCAUAUGCAUCGGUGAUAAGACCAUCUGAAGAGCCGAUUGAAACCCCAUCUGCAUCACAUUCUGCACUGGGUGUAUCAAUGUCAGAAAGACUUCAGAAUAUUGUGGACUCUGGACAUACAACUGUUGUUCAUGACCUUGAAAAAUAUAAAUCCGACGAUAUUCAAUAUCCUCCUAAAGGACAAAGUCUCUCAAGAACAAGUAAACCAUACAUGUCGAAUAGAGACGAUUAUCCAUCAUCAUCAAAUCGCUUAUCUUCAACUGCGAAACCUGAUCUAUAUAGGACGGAUAGAUAUAGUUCUGAUGACUUUAGGCGACCGUCUACUCCUCCAAAUGAUAUUCCAAACGAGACACCUGUUCCUACUCCACGCCAUUCACUUAUCAGAAGACCACAAACUCCCCCAAACGACAUACCCAUAUCAUCCCGUUCUGAUAGACCAUCAACUCCUCCCUUUGAUGGAGAUGACAUAAGCAGAAGCACCUCAACACCAGCACCAGAUAGGAGAGUACCACCACCACCGCCUUUACCUCCAACACAACCACAAAGCAAUGAUUCUAGACCAAUGAAUGCUCGUUACACGACAAACUUGGGGAAUACACAGCAUGCUCGAGCUGCUUUUUCUACACAAGUUCUGGAAGAGCUUAAAGAGAGACAUCGAAUGCCCGAGGCGUCUGUGGAUGAUGAUGACGACACUGAUUCCGCAAGAAAUAGGGCUGUAAACUUUUCUGCUUCGCCACCCGAAAUAAUUCCUAGAUCACAACCUAAUAGUCCCAGAGGAUCUCAAAACUUAAACCCCGAUGACCCUCCACAGGAACGUGCCCCACCCCCUCCUCCACCUCCACCACCACCACCACCUUUACCAAAAUAAAUUAAAAUGAUGAUGCUAGCAAUUACAUGGUUUUUGACUGACAUAUGUUUUAUCUAUCGAAUUAGUCUUAUGAUAUAAAAACGGGAAAUGGCUACCGUAAUAAAAAAAACUUGCUACAUAUCUUUUCUUAUACUACAAAUUUAACCCGAAUAUUUUAAAUGAAAAAUAAUAUAUACUUCUACACCAUACCAUGUAGAAUGAUCUUUGCAGUGUUGAAGAGUCCUAUUACGCAUGCAUUUAGUGGGGAACAUGAGUUGCAUGUUCUGAUGGUGCCGCUUUUAAAUUGAAACUGAAUACAUUUUUGUGGACAAAAAUAUUGAACUCGAUAACAGUGUAAUCAUUAUCCUCAUAUACUAGUAGGCUAACAUACUAACAAGGAAAUGUUUCCCUAAAACAAUUUUCGCAAUCCAGUUUGACAUUGAUUGUGACACUUUAUUUUGAAAAGUACGAAUUGCAAGCAAAUGUGUUAAUGAAUGAAACCAGAGGACGAAUGUCAUCAAAGCAAUCAAAACUUGAUAUCUGCUUAUCAAAUUCAAUGACGAGAAUAGCUACAUGUCGAGAUGCUACAAACUUAUAAAAACAUGCAUGAAUGUGUAGUGCUUAGUUUUACCUUUUUAGUUGACAAUCACUAAUCGCACAUGCCCUUUUAUACCCGAGAGCCAAUUCCAUGACAUUAGAAGGGGAAAUCUGUGUAUGAUUAUUUUAUUAUGAUUUUUAUCACUGUUAGUCAUUUUUAAAAAUAUCAUAUUAUUGUAGAUCGCUGUAUUGUUUGCCUAGACUUCAAAAUUUAACUGUUUUAUAUACAGGGUGAAUGCUUUAAUUUCGCAUGAUGAAUUGUAAUAAACAAAAAUAACCGGUUCUUGAUGGAAGGAAGCUUUAACAUUGUAUUUUUUUAUUAUUUGAAUCUAAUAAGUAUUCAGUGUAAAAAUUGUAUUGAUCAAAAGCACACAAACUAUGAAAGGGCUAUAUCUUAUAGCGUGUGCCAUGACUGAUAGCCAAAUAUGGAACAAAUUUAUAUACAAUCUACAAUUUAACGAAUGAAUUCUUGAAAAAAGUUUUAAAAAAAUAGUCGCCAUAAUCUCUCACCAAUAUAUUAUUUAAUACAUGUACCAUACAUAUUGAUGUUUGGGGACCAAGAAAUACAGCAGCUGUAUAACUCUUGUAGCACACGAAGAUAGUAUCACUGUGUGUACAAUACAUUAAUUUUUUUUUGUAUCAGGUGCUUGAAAACUAGUUUACUAACAUAGCUUCUUCCUGAAUGAAGUUAUAUAUCACAAAUAGAUUGAAAAGAUGAACAUUUGUGUUUAAAUUCCUUCUGGCUGGAAAAUUCUUUACAACUCAUGCUUUUUGGUCCUUUUUUGCAAAGUUAAUGAGAUGUUAAUAUUUUUAUAGAUUUUUUAUGCAUUGUUCAUUUUUUUAAGAGCUUACUUGUAAAUAUGUCAUGUAAUCUACAAAGUACUUGCAUUCACUUGAUACACAUUUUAGUUUUGCACGCUUUACUUAACAAGAAAUCAUCAAAGAUUCAUUAUCCUUGUUUGUCGGUUCCAUUACUUUUAUAUAUAUUAAUUUUAUUACUGUAAACGUUGAAGACGUUUUAUAUAAAGUAUAUGAUAUAUCUUUUACAGUUAUAUAUUUGUUAUAUUCAUUUCAAAUGAAUAAAUAUAUUUUGAUAA
Messenger RNA from Mytilus trossulus (common blue mussel), 4066 nucleotides. RefSeq names its product serine/arginine repetitive matrix protein 1-like. The coding region runs from base 171 to 2393 and encodes 740 amino acids. Lineage: Eukaryota; Metazoa; Mollusca; Bivalvia; Mytilida; Mytilidae. The record is from RefSeq and is a predicted model, not a curated record. The transcript is spliced from 5 exons.